Heteronotia binoei (common prickly gecko) is the source of this 1207-nucleotide messenger RNA. It is a transcript of the gene MC2R, whose product is annotated as melanocortin 2 receptor. Gene Ontology annotation, biological process: G protein-coupled receptor signaling pathway. Bases 184 to 1131 code for a protein of 315 amino acids. The transcript has 2 exons. Gene Ontology annotation, cellular component: membrane. The record is from RefSeq and is a predicted model, not a curated record. NCBI's taxonomy places the organism in Eukaryota, Metazoa, Chordata, Lepidosauria, Squamata, Gekkonidae. Gene Ontology annotation, molecular function: corticotropin receptor activity.
UGUUUCUUUCAUUUGGACAGGAAAAUAAGAGCAUAAUGCAACAUGGCCUAUAGAAAGAAAAGUUGGAAAAAAGAUUAAUACUCUCUGAAAGCUUCACAAACUUCUCUCCUCUGCCAGAUCUUCUGCUGACAUUUCUCUCUCCUUUGUGGGACUGUUGCUAUUCUCAUUGAGAAGGUUGAAAAGAUGAGAACUGACCGAGCUUCUGAAAUAAGAAGACUUGUAAGCCAGAAGAAUAUUCAUCUUUCUGAAAACAUCAGUGAGUUCCCAGUAAACACCACAGACUGUAAACAGAUUAUCAUGCCAGAAGAAGUCUUCUUCACCAUUGCUUUUCUUGGAAUAUUAGAAAACCUGCUUGUUCUGAUAGCAGUGUGGAAGAAGAAGAAUCUCCAUUCACCCAUGUACGUUUUCAUUUGCAGUUUAGCUGUCUCAGACAUGCUAGGAAGUUUGUACAAGACUCUGGAGAACAUCUUCAUCAUCCUCUGCAGAAAGAGGUGUCAAGAGGACUUUGAGAAGACAGUGGAUGACAUUAUCGAUUUCAUGUUCAUUUUGUCAUUAUUAGGAUCCAUUUUCAGUCUGUCAGCCAUUGCAGCUGACCGAUAUAUAACCAUCUUUUAUGCAUUGCAAUACCACAACAUCAUGACACUGCAGUGUGCUUUAAUUAUCCUGGUGGUGAUUUGGGUAUUCUGUGCUGGGAGUGGCAUAGCAAUGGUCAUUUUCUCCCAUGAAACAGCCACAGUUCUUUCUUUCAGCAUUCUGUUUUGCUGUAUGCUUGUGUUUAUCCUCUGCCUUUACAUCCAUAUGUUCCUACUGGCACACUCUCAUGCCAGAAAGAUUGCGUUGCUUCCGACAAGUACCAUUCACCAGAGAGCUAAUAUGAAAGGAGCUAUCACUUUAACCAUAUUACUUGGAGUUUUCCUCUGCUGCUGGGCUCCCUUUGUCCUUCACAUGCUCCUCGUGACAUUCUGUCCACACAACCCUUACUGUAUUUGCUACCAGUCUAUUUUCCAUGUGAAUGGCAUAUUGAUUAUGUGUAAUGCUGUUAUUGACCCAAUGAUUUAUGCAUUUCGAAGUCCAGAACUGAGAAGCUCAUUUAAGCGACUGUUCUGCUGCCGAAAGCCAAGCUGGACAUAGCCACUACAACUUUUAAAAAAGAGAACAAAACUAUAGUGAAUUGCACUGCCAGAGAAUGAAGUAGAUUGUAAUAUUU